This is a messenger RNA of Chlorocebus sabaeus (green monkey), 2470 nucleotides long. The record is from RefSeq and is a predicted model, not a curated record. Lineage: Eukaryota; Metazoa; Chordata; Mammalia; Primates; Cercopithecidae.
UGUGUGUCUGCCACCGCUGCCUGGCACUCAUGGGGCCGUGUGUGUGUGUAUGUGUAUGUGCGCACUUGUACGUGUACGCAUAAGCGUGUGCUGUAUGUGAGCCUCCUGGGCAUGGGUGGGGGUUGGCAUUGCGGUUGCCAAUCUAGUGUCCAACCAGAAGGACAGAGGGAUGGAGUGGAAGAAGGAGGGGAGAGGCGGGGGCACGAGUUGCUUCAUGCUGCCUGCUUACAGGCAUUGGCAUUGCAGCUGCCACCCUUGUGCCCACGGAGAUGGGAGGAGGCGAGUGGAGGGCGCAGCAGCAGGAGUCCUGUGCUCUGGGAGGAAGGCUUUGUACAUGGGAGCUGUUGGCAUCACAUCUGUCAGGCCAGUGCCCAGAACUGGGGCAAUGGAGACUAGGGGAUCCAGGAAGCAGGGAGAAGGGGCAGGAAUGUGUUUCUGACGUUGCUGUCCCUCUAGAAGCUCAGCUCUGAAAAAUGGUUGGAGUAUGAGGUGAUUAGUGCUCUUCCAGCUUGAGAAAGUAAAGUGGUGGAGAGAGUAGCCAGGGAAGUGCCAAGAAACAGUCUACGAGCCAGGGAGAAGGGAGUGUGCCACCGUACCCAGGGAGAACUUGUUGGGGCUGGCAAUCUGGCUCUUUGUCAGAGUAUUGAAGGAGACAGCAAGGGGACCAGAUGUGAGGUGGGUGGGUACUGGCACUGCCCAUGGCACCUGGCACAGGCUCUGGCAUUGUGUGGAACAGGGGAGGGCGACAGUGCCUCUUGCCAAUCUGGUUGAGAGGGCAAUGGUGCCAGGAGUGAGAAGGAAGGAGGUGAAACAUUUCGGGAGGUGGGGUGUUUGGGAGACCAGACUUUUUUCCUGCCAGGUCCUCCUUCCCCUUCCCUCUUAGGCAUGGGGAGUGGAGCAACAGACGGAGAGUGGCAUGAGGACACAAAGGAGGAAGCACACCAUUGCCAAGACCUCAAGGAAGAAGGAUGGAAAGCGCUGGCAGUCCUGCCUGGCCCCCAGCCAGUUCCCUGCUGAAGAUGGCCAAAUCCCCUUGCCUGGUAGCAUGGCCCAGGGCUUGAUAGAGGUGGAGCGAAAGUUCCUUCCAGGGCCUGGCACAGAGGAGCGGCUGCAGGAGUUGGGGGGCACCCUGGAGCACCGGGUCACCUUCCGAGACACCUACUAUGACACCCCUGAGCUGAGCCUCAUGCAGGCUGACCACUGGCUGCGACGACGAGAGGAUAGUGGAUGGGAGCUCAAAUGUCCUGGAGCAGCAGGUGUCUUAGGACACCACACCGAGUAUAAGGAACUCACAGCGGAACCUACAAUUGUGGCCCAGCUCUGUAAGGUGCUGGGGGCUGACGGCCUGGGGGCUGGAGAUGUGGCUGCUGUCCUGGGCCCAUUGGGGCUGCAGGAAGUAGCUAGUUUUGUGACUAAGCGGAGUGCCUGGAAACUGGUACUCUUGGGAACUGAUGAAGAGGAGCCACAGCUCAGGGUGGACUUGGAUACAGCCGACUUUGGCUAUGCUGUGGGUGAGGUAGAGGCCCUGGUACAUGAGGAGGCUGAAGUACCAGCUGCCCUAGAGAAGAUCCACAGGCUCAGCAGCAUGCUUGGUGUGCCUGCACAGGAGACAGCACCAGCCAAGCUGAUCGUGUACCUACAGCGUUUCCGGCCUCAAGACUAUCAGCGCCUGCUAGAAGUGAACAGCUCCAAGCAGAGGCCACAGGGGACUGAAGAUCCUAACUGCCUGGGCUAGGGGUGUCACUUCCCAGAAUGGGAAGGGAACUCUGGGUCUAAUGGAGUCCACUCCUGGCCCACUGUACCUCUCCCCUCGGUGUCCCUUCUGACAGUGACUCCUCUCUCUCUAGCUCUGCCUGUUUCUUCCCCCUACUCUAAGCUACUCUUCCUUGAGCCCUCCCUGGCUGCUGCUGCUUCCCUCAUCCGUCAGAUGCAAUCUGUGGGCCGCCCCUCUCCCCUGGCCGCUAAGCAGCCUCCAUUGAUUUCCGCUCGUGUUUAUAGGAUUUCCACUUAGCCGUGAUCAGUAGUUAAGCACAGGAAAAUCCCUUGCCACCCCCCUCCCUUGGUCGAUGCCAUUGAUUCUGCCAGCAGCUCCUAAACCGCCUUACAGCUGAGUUAGAAGAUGAGGGGAGGCAGCAGGGAUUUCCCUGCCUUGGGGUGUGGGAAAUAGAAGCAAGUUGAGGAAAUGGUUGGGAAUCCCAGUUAGAACUCUAAAUUCUAAUCUGAUUUUGCCACUGUGCCCAGCUCUGGCCCAGAGGGUAGAGUACCGCCUGUAGAAGUUUGGGGCAAAUUUGUUCCCUGACCUGAAGAGGGUUAGAAAGAACCAGCAGCCGCCCCAUCCCCGCCCCUGUGUUGAGACAGGUUCUCAAGGUUCAGGGGAAGAUGCAUACCUCUUAUGUAAGAAUGCUUUUCCCUUGCUGUUAUUCAUACACAUUUUCCACUUCAAAUAUACCCAAAUAUGGCUUUCCUCCCC